AUGGAUGAGACGGGGAGAGCCUUGUCCGGUUCGAAGCAAGAGAUCAACGAGGGCAGUAUCCCGUCGCCCAAGGUCGCGCCUGUCGAGCAUCGACUGGUCUUAUUGACGUUCUACUGGACUGUGCAAAGAGCUCCUCGGCAGAGAGCUAGCUGGUUGGUAUCAGUGGUAAAGAGAUGGCUGCUCAGCAGUAGUGAGCGAGAGCUAGCGUACAGGUCUGCAAAGUAG
Molecule: messenger RNA, 225 nt
Organism: Peronospora matthiolae
Lineage: Eukaryota; Oomycota; Peronosporomycetes; Peronosporales; Peronosporaceae
Source: the annotation of a GenBank genome assembly